AUGUCUAACCUUCCAACCACAUUCGACAAACCCGUCCACAUCGCCGUCAUCGGUGGCACAGGACUCGGACAGCUCGAAGGCUAUGAACCCAUCGCCGUCGUCAACCCCAUCACCCCCUGGGGUCCUCCUGCUUCGCCCAUCAAAAUCCUCUCUCACAACGGCACCAAUAUUGCGUUCCUCGCCCGCCAUGGACUGCAUCACCAAUUUGCGCCGCACGAGGUCCCCAACCGAGCCAACAUUGCUUCCCUGAGGCAUAUUGGUGUGCGAUGCGUCAUUGCCUUUUCGGCUGUCGGUUCGUUGCAGGAGGAGAUCAAACCAAUGGACUUCGUCGUCCCGGAUCAGGUCAUCGAUCGUACAAAGGGUAUUCGCCCCUUCACUUUCUUCGAGGGCGGCGUGGUUGGCCACGUUGGCUUCGCUGAUCCCUUUGAUGCGGGAUUGGCCGCUGUUGUCAAGCGCUGUGCCGAGAGCAUGGAGGGUGAUGGCGUGGUUUUGCACGAGAAGGGUACCGUCAUUGUCAUGGAGGGCCCCCAAUUCUCUACCCGAGCCGAAUCUCACAUGUACCGAUCGUGGGGCGGGUCCGUCAUCAACAUGUCCACGCUCCCCGAGGCAAAGUUAGCCAGGGAAGCCGAGCUCUCAUACCAGGUCAUUGCCAUGGCCACCGAUUACGACUGCUGGCAUUCGUUUGAGGACGUCAAUGUCGACAUGGUCAUCAAAUGCAUGCAUCAAAAUGGCAAGAAUGCUAAGCGUUUGGUUGGUGCUGUCCUGGACCAGCUCAGCAACAUUGAACAUAGCGACUUGGUCAUGGCGAAGCAGUGGGAAGGCUACGCACAAGGCGGCCUUAAAUUCAUGACCAAACCGGAAGGGAGAGAUUCCGAAGCUAUGAAGAAAGUAGAGUAUCUCUUCCCUGGCGUUUGGGAGUCAUAG
Pochonia chlamydosporia 170 is the source of this 924-nucleotide messenger RNA. RefSeq names its product phosphorylase family protein. The record is from RefSeq and is a predicted model, not a curated record. Gene Ontology annotation, molecular function: S-methyl-5-thioadenosine phosphorylase activity. Lineage: Eukaryota; Fungi; Ascomycota; Sordariomycetes; Hypocreales; Clavicipitaceae. Gene Ontology annotation, cellular component: cytosol. The transcript has 3 exons. Gene Ontology annotation, biological process: nucleoside metabolic process. Bases 1 to 924 code for a protein of 307 amino acids.